Molecule: messenger RNA, 3608 nt
Organism: Anoplopoma fimbria (sablefish)
Lineage: Eukaryota; Metazoa; Chordata; Actinopteri; Perciformes; Anoplopomatidae
Product: protein phosphatase PTC7 homolog
Exons: 6
Coding region: 305-1198 (297 amino acids)
Source: RefSeq, a predicted model, not a curated record
UUCAAGUACCCGUAUGUACUCUGAGCGCUCUGUCCCGGUACUCAGUGGAAACAUGUCGGGGAGGAGACAGCCAAGUGGAGGGACUGCCUUGUGUCGGAGUACCUGAGACGUAAACGUUAACCUGUACGGUGCUACGGUGCUAUUUAACGGAAGCAGCGGGCUAGACGGUUAAAGAGCAACACAGCCGGGGAUUGAGCAGGGAGGUAUCCGACUAGCAGGCGGCCUGGCCGGGUAGAGAGGGGGGAGAAGAGGGGGGACAGAGGGUGCGUACUCAAAACAAGACGGGGUCGCUGCUCGGAAGGGGAUGUUAUCCGUACUGUCUUAUGGCAGACUGGUAGCCAGGGCUGUCCUGGGCGGACUCUCUCAGACGGACAGCCGGGACUACAGCCUCAUCACAGCCAGCUGCGGCUUCGGGAAAGACUUCAGGAAGGGGAUCCUGAAGAAAGGGAUGUGCUACGGGGACGAUGCCUGCUUCAUCGCGAGGAACAAGAACGCGGAUGUUUUGGGUGUUGCAGAUGGUGUAGGUGGUUGGCGUGACUACGGCGUCGAUCCGUCUCAGUUCUCCACCACAUUAAUGAGAACCUGUGAACGACUGGUGAAGGAGGGACGCUUCACUCCCAGUCACCCAGUGGGCAUCCUGACAUCUGGAUACUACGAGCUUCUACAGAACAAAGUCCCCCUGCUAGGGAGCAGCACAGCCUGUAUCGUGAUUCUGGAUCGACGGAGUCACCAGCUACACACGUGCAACCUCGGUGACUCAGGCUUCCUGGUGGUUCGGGAAGGAGAGGUGGUUCAUCGCUCAGACGAGCAGCAGCACUAUUUUAACACGCCCUUCCAACUGUCCAUCGCUCCUCCUGGCGCUGAAGGGGUGGUGCUCAGUGACAGUCCCGACGCAGCUGACAGCUCUUCCUUCGACGUACAGCUCGGUGACAUCAUCCUGACGGCAACGGACGGCCUGUUUGACAACAUGCCAGACUACAUGAUUCUACAGGAGCUCAAAAAACUCAAGACUUCCAACUAUGACAGCAUCCUGCAGACUGCACAGAGCAUUGCAAAGCAAGCUCACGACCUUGCCUACGACCCCAAUUAUAUGUCUCCUUUUGCACAGUUUGCCUGUGACAAUGGUCUGAAUGUAAGAGGAGGGAAGCCAGAUGAUAUCACGGUGCUGCUGUCCAUUGUGGCUGAAUAUACAGACUGAAAGUGUGUGUCUGAGAGUGUGUGUGUGCGCACUUCUCUGGGGCUGAUCCUCCCUUCCUGUCUGCCUGAGUCUUCCACCUGCAGCCCUCCCAAAAAUGCACUGCAUCAUGCGGGCUGACAGGGGAGGCCCAACAUCACGACACACACCACUCGCUGCGGGGCCGACGUCCAGCCGUGAACUUGUUUGUUAUUUUCCUCUGUUUUUGUUUUGGUGCUUGAACGGUUGAGGGGAAGCAGGCAGCUAGGACAUUUCAUGUAGACCAUGAUGCAGGAGGAGCAGAGUACGACGGGCUGAGGGAUGCCUUUCAGUCAUGUUGUGUGGCAUAAACAUUUUUUAGGAGAUGUGACUGAGAGGCUUUAAAACCUGGUAGCCCUUGUGUAAAAAAAGUGAUCUUAUAAGAGGAGUAGGCACAGGUUUCAGAUUCUUGGGAGAAUAGUGAUUGGGUUGACUGUUGAACACUGCUAGCUGCCUCUGUUGUUCCAGUUUUUAAUCUGUUCUUUGUUGUAAAUGUGUUUGAACAAAGCAUAUAGAUGGACUGGGGAAGCUGAAGCUGGGAAUGGAUGGGAGUUAUUAGAUUAUGGGAUUUUAAAGAGUUGGGUUUCAGUGUCUUGGGUUUCGGAAUAUGAACGAUGGUAGAGCCAACUAGUAAUUGCUUGUAUCAAAGAAACCUGCAAAAGGAAUCCAUAACGCUUACAUGUGAACGUUGAAACGUUUUUGUCACUUGGCUGUGGAUCUGUCGAUACGCACAUCCUGAUAAGUUGUAAAUAUUUUUGUGUUUUUAGGGCUCGGUUCUGGCCUUUCUGUUGUCUUUGCUUUGGGUGUUAAAGCAAAAAGCCAUUUCGUUACUAUUCUAAAUAAUGUACACAUGCAUUCAUAAAUAUAUUUUUCUUUUAUUGAUGUUAAUCUUGAAGUGAGUUUUAUCAAUCCUACACUUCCACUUGCUGAAAUGAACAAGAAGAGCGAUUGAUUGCUGCAGCAGUUGUGUGGCAGGAAGGAUGGUGAAGUGUGUGCGUGAGGUAUACAUGUGAAUAGUCGUUAUGGGAAUGUGCAGCGUAUUUUGAUGUUAAUAUGUGUUGUCACACAAAGCUAAAGCUAGCAUCUGGGAAUGCUUACAAUUGCAACGAUAGGUCAGGCACGAGUUUAAAGGAAAAGAUGUAUUUUUUUAAUGUUAUUUAGUUUUAAAAGCAAGAGUUUAAAGUGUUUGCUGACAUGGAAAAUGUGUGACGGAUGACAGAUCCAGCUAUCUUAAUGAGAAUCAGGUGUGUGUGUGUCAAUUUUUUUUAUUAAGCUCCUUAUUUCCCUUUACAUUUGUUCGCUGCUUGUCUUUUGUAAUUCAGAUGUCUGUAUAUGAAGUGACAUGAUUCGUAUGAACAUGGUCACCAUGAUUGUAACGAGUGUGUGUUUGUGUAUGUAAAUUUGUGUGCUGCAUCACAUCUCAUUAAUCAAAGACACUGAUGAUACUGUUCUGCUCAUGAUAGUCUGUCCCUUUGUCUAACAGCUCACCCCAGUGGUUUGGACAAUGUCUUUACAGUUUAAAAGCAGGUGCACCAAAGACGCAUUUUCUUUGUGUAUGUCAUACACAACGCUUUGUUGUUACAAACAUCAUACAGCAAUACUGUAAAUUCUUUGUGCGCUGAAUCUUGUGUGAUGGCCAGAGGUGUGGAUGAAAAUGUUCAGAGGGCCAUUCAAUUUUCUUUUCUAUGCCUCAAGUUGUUUUAUCAGAGCAAAAGCUGUAAUAUAUUGUUGGGUUUAAGUUAUUGUGACUGGUUGCAACAAAGUAAUAGGCAGGUUUUUGAAACCAAAGAAGGAAAGCCAUAUAUACACAUAAUGGACAUUAUUAUUAUUAUUAUUAGAAUAUUAACUGUCCUACUGUCUGCACUGUUCAUUUUGCAUGGUUUCUGUCUCAGCUAUUGGCACCAUUUACAAUGUUAUUUUUACACCAUCGUCAUCUGUUCUUGUGUAGGUGGCUUAUAAAUGGUGUAUAAAGGUUCUGAACUUGUAUUUACUUCAGAGAUGUCCCUAUAUUUGACAGUGAUGUAACCAAUAUGCAGAAGGAGGGGUGGUGAGAUGGGUAACGGUGCUGUGAACUAACGGUAUGAGGGUGAGCACAGUUUCAGCCUUAACAAAUAGCUAGACCUGUAAUCAAGAGGCCUUUCCUGUCAAUGCAAGCUUGUGAUUGUCUCGUCUCGGUCGUGUUGCCCAGUGUUUGAUGUAAAUGAAAGUCUGCCCCCGUCUUUCUCUCCUGUGAAAUUGUAUUCAAAGGUGCUUCUGCAGCCUGUAUGGUAUGAUUGUCCUCUUUUCAGCAAGCGAUGUUUGUGUGUAUGAAAGAUACACCUAUGUCUACAGUGUAACAAUGCAGGUCUAAUUUAUGUAAAUAUGUUUUCAAAUAUGUACAAUAUUUAAAUAAAGA